AUGUCGGUUGGAUUAUGGAAGCCGCUGAUUUUCGCCAUAUUUUUCGUUGCUCCGAGCACUCCGGAACUUACCUCUGAGAUCACUCGCAGCUGUCAAAGCCCCGUAAAUCGUCUGGAAUAUACGGAAACGCAGUGUGUGGAUUCGUUGGACAGAAGAGUGAGAUUCCUCGGCCGUCGGGAGAGCCGCAAUAUUCUUGUUUUUAGAUCCCGGGGCCAAACUCAACACAGUAUCACCGAGUGUUCUGCGACAUUGUAAUGGCCGUGUGGGAUGGCGGCAAGAGCAGGCAAGACAUUUUGAUUGGAUUUUGAAUUGUUUUUGAGCUAAAAUUUUGACUGUUUUUGAGAGGUGACCAUCUGAUGCCAAUUGUAAAAUACAGUGGGAGACCUGAUCCAGUGGCAAAAUAAGUACUAUUUUGCAUCCGGGAAGCAUCUAAAAAUGUGGCAAAAUACUUCUUUCUCCAAGUACAAGAUCUCGGUUUGAAGGGCGCCCUUUUGAAAUCGUAGUAUUUUCAGCUGGAGAGGGAGUCAUUUUGCCACAUUUUUCAUACAUCCCGGAUGCAAAAUGGCACGUUUUUCGCCACUGGAUCAUGUCCCCCAUUGUAAUUUCUCAUCCCAACUUUUCGGGUCAACGACAGGUCGGGUCAAUUAUGUAAAAUCGAUCGAUGCGGGGCGUAAGACAGGUGAAUACCCAAAAAAAAGGUUAUAGGAAGUGCCUACUGGCAAAGCCGUUGGAUGCUCGGCGGAGGCUCGGCGAAGACUUGAAAUACGUCCACUUUUUCUAAUUUCAGCUAUUACUAAUGUUUUCUUUACCCUGAGUUACAGUAACAUAUAGAAGACUAAAAUUUGCGACAAAAGAAGAAGAUCCGUAACUUUUAUUCAGACUAUUCAGAUAUUAUAGAUGUGAGUACCCGUAAAAUGCCUCAAAAUUGGUGAUUAGCUAUGCUAUAGGGACGGAUCUGAUCCAAUGUCAAAAAAACGUACCAUUUUACAUCCGAGAAGUAUCAAAAAAUGUAGCAAAACGCCUCUUUCUCCAACUAAAAAACACUGUUUUGAAAGGCGCUCUUUUGAAGUCGGAGUUUUUUUAUUUGAAGAGGGAGGCAUUUUGCCACAUUUUUGAUACUUCCCGGAUGCAAAAUGGUACGUUUUUUGUCAAUCGAUCAGGUUCGCCGCUGUAGGACAAGAUCAAUCUUAUUUUUCCUACUAACUAAGCUCUAUCCUAGCCUCAAUUCAACGACGAACCGAUGCGAUCUAUCGUUGACCCGAACUGUCGCUGACUCGAAAAGUCGUAACGCCUUUAAUUUAAGCAAAAUUUUUUCGUUUUUAGUUCCAUUUCCACCCACAACGUCAGUAUGGAGGACUUGAAGGACCAUAUACCAUCUCCUCUGAAGGAUCAGCUCUUGCCAUUACGUGAUUCUCUGGAAGCGGCGGUUGUCAAUUUUGAAAAAAAUGCAACUACUUAUAAGGUUUGUGGUGAUACAGUGGGGGAUCUGUUCCGGUGGCAAAAAGGGACCAUUUUGCAUCCAGGAAGUAUAAAGAAUGUGGCAAAAUACUUCCCUCUCCAAGUGAAAAGAACUUCGUUUUGAAGGGCGCGCCCUCUUCCUCACAAAACGAGCGGGUGUGCUUUUGAAACCUGAGUUUUUUCACUUGGAGAGGGAGGUAUUUCGCCGCAUUUUUUGAUACUUCCUGGGUGCAAAAUGGUAAAUUUUUUGACACUUGAUCAGGUCCCCCACUGUAAUUUUGUCUUGCUCCGAUUGACUUGAUUUUUGGCAUGGGGGUUUUUUUAGAUGCUCUCUUUAAGGACUCGAAAAAAAAAUUUCGAAAUUUUCAAUUUUGAGUGACCUGUGACGUCAUAAAGAGUCGAAACUUUGAGCUACCAUAUCUCGCUUCGUUUUAUAGGCAUCGACUUGAUUUUUGGUUUCGUCGCGUAUGGUACACAAUGGGACAAUCACUGUCGAGAUUUUUUCGAAAUUUCAAAUUUUUCGGAAAAAAUCUCAAAAAAAAACUUUUUUUCGCAUCUUUUAAUUUUUUCGUAUCUUUAGACAGAAAAAAGUCAAAAUCAGAAAAAUUGAAUAUCAGUUUCGAAAUCAGCACCCUCGAAAACCCCUACACCGAAUAUUUACAGAAAACAUUCCAAAAAUUACUUCUUAACAUUACUACUUUAAGAAAAAAGUCAAAAUCAGAAAAUUAUUAUAAUAGAUUUUCACAAAUAUGUGUCUUUUUAUCUGUUGGGGCUUUUUAUUCGGAAAAGGCAAAGAUACGGCCAAAAAAUGGUUUUCUCUCUGACCGCUUUCCGCAUUUCGCGUGCUCUCUCGGAGACAAAGAUCGUUGAUUAAAUAAGUUGGCUCCACAAAAAAAAUGUUUUUUGCGAAAAAUAAAUUUUAAUUUUUUUUUUCAGGUGGACGCCUACUGCAAGUUCAAGCUGAAUGAGGUCGUGUUUUCCAGUUCAUCGGUGGAUUCGUUUCUGGGAAUUUGCGCACCUAUCAAACAAUUUUCCAAUUAUUUACAAGCAGUGUUCGCCAUUGGAAUUGACAGGAUUUUCCCGACAAUUACUGGGAACAUCAGCUUCACAUACUCAGUUGACGGUAAGAUUUUUUUUUAUUUUAUUUUUUUUUAUUUUUAUUUUUAUUCUUUUUUUUUUUUGAAAUUUUUGCCUAAACACUUUUUUUUUAUUAUUGUUUUUUUUGAUUGAUUUUGUGAGCAAAAAAUUUUAAAAAUUUUGUAAAAAAAUAACAAUAAAAGUAAUUUUUUCCGUCAAAAGAUUUUAUUAUUUUAGGCCACGGAAGGGACAUGCGAAUGCCAGUAAGAUACGAAAAGGAUUCGAUCGAAUUGUCACUUUAUAACAAGAGGAGUUUUGCAAAUAACUUGAUUGGGGAUGUAGGUUGAUUAAAUUUUUUGAGAUUAUUUUUAUUUUUUAUUUUCUGUUGUUUUUUUGUUUUCUUUGUUAUUCUUUUUUUUUAUUUUUUUAUGUUCUAACUUUUAUUUUUUAUUUAAUUUUUGUAGUGUUGUCUUUUAAAUUUUAGAGAUUUUUUAAAAACUUUUAGUUUUUUAUUUUCUUUUUUUUAUUUUUAUUUUUUUUCUUUAUUUUUUGUUUUGUUUUAAUGUUAGUAUUUUUUAUUUUUAAGAUUAUUUAUUUUAUUAAAUUUUUGAGAUUUUUUUAAAAUGUUUAGUUUUGUAUGUUUUUUAUUUUUUCUCUUUUUUUAUUUUUAUUCUUUUUGUUUUAUUCUUUGUUUUGUUUUAAUGUUAGUAUUUUUUAUUUUUAAGAUUUUUUUAUUUUAUUAAAUUUUUGAGAUUUUUUUUUUAAUUUUUAGUUUUGUAUAUUUUUUAUUUUCUUUUUUAUUUUUAUUUAUUUUUUUUAUUUUUUCUUAUUUUUUGUUUUGGCUUAAUGUUAGUAUUUUUUAUUUUUAAGGUUCUUUAUUUUUUUUUAUUUUUCUUAUUUUCUCUUUGUUUUUCAAAUUUUUAUUUUAUUUAUUUUUUAUCUCUUUAGAUUUAUUAUAUUGCCAUUGUGUUUCACCUGGAAAACCGUGCCAGCAAUAGUGAUGUUGCCGUUACCAUGGAAGUGAACUUACUUCGCAGCAAUCUGACCAGAUAUCUUUGUGAUGACGAUACGGAAAAGACCGUAUUUACCAAAACGAAUAUUACUGUAAAUUUGUUUUAGAAUUUUUAAAUCUUUUGAAAAAAAUUCGUUUGUAUUCAAAUUCGUUUCAGAUUGAAUGCGCAAUCCGCGACACCGAUUCCUGGCCCAUUUUGAACAUCCUUCAGCGGUUUGCGGCGCGAAAUAUCACCUUUAAAAGGGACGACGAAACGAGCCAGCUGUAUUUGUCGAAUUGGAUCGGUCAUUAUUUCGUUUUCUGCAAGUACACGGCGGUAAGGGUGCCGCUGAAGAGUGGAGGGUAUCUGAAUCUGUGCGGAUCGGUCUAUUUCACCAACAGAACGAGGGUCAAGGAAGGUAAGAAUGUUACAAGAUAUGUAAUGCCUUUUUGGCCAAGUUUUUACCAAUUGAAAAGCUUUGUUUGGAGCUAAGGUAAACUCUGGCAGCUUGACAAGCCUUAAAAUAACAAAUUUGAUUAAUACUACACAUUGGGAAGUACCCCAAGUGCGACGCUCAGAUUUUCUUUAAAUUUUGCACACGCGUCGGCCAUGAUCUAAAUAUCAAUUCCUGAAAGUUUGAGCUCGUGCUCUGCGGGCGCCGCCGAGAUAUUGAAUGAUUUUGGCCGCCGAGUGAGCACACUAAACGUGGAGAGCGGUCAGAGAGAAAAACACUUUUUGGCCAUAACUUUGCUAGUUUCGCGUGGAAAAAAUUGAUUUUUUGUGGAAACAUUAUCCUGUAUGGUAUAAUUAGGCAAAACUUUUCGUGCCGAAGUUCGGCAAAAAUUGUCAAAUUUUCGCCAACUUUCGAUCUAAAAAUCUCGGUUUUUUCUGCAAAGCGCGAACUAGGAUUCUCGCCUUUUCCUAAUUAAUCUUGAUGAUUGAAAUUUUGCACACGCGUCAUUGGCCACAAAUCAAUCCCUGAAAAUUUUAGCUUGCGCUUUGCAGGGAGAGCCGAGUCCGGAAGUAGCCAGUAGAAAAACAUAUUCUUAUACGACGCUCAGAUUUUGAGGAAACUUGGCAUAAAUUUAGAAUAUUUUUUUCUGACAAAGAAAGUACUCCUAUGGGGUUUCAGGUGAAGACACAUGUCAAGAAAAUUACAAAUUGUUUCUGAUUUAGAAUACGUAAAAAUUAGCUGCCCAAUUUUGGUUUGUAAGGGCGAAAAACCCCUCAGAACUUUUCUUGCAACACCACGAAAACGGCCCUUUUUUUGGUCAGGUUUCACCAAAUCAAAAGUUUUUUGCGCUAAAAAUAAUCCUGGCAUCUUGACAAGCCUUACCAUACUAAACUUGAUUAAUACUACACAGUAGUUUCAAAGUAAAAAGGGUGGUGGUGCGAGAAAAGUUCUGAGGGUUUUUUUUCACCCUUACGGACUUAAAUUAGGCAGCUAAUUUUUACAUAUUCUGAAUCAGAAAAAAUUUGCGAGUUUUUUGAUAUAUGACUCGACCUAUAACUCCACACCCCAAAGAAGUACUUUCAUUGUCAAAAAACCCCGCCUUGGUAUAUAUAAUAGUUUCUGUCAAAGCGCCAGCUAGCAGCUUCACAUAUAUAUCUUUAAAAAAUGGUUCUAAAUUUGUGCUAUGUUUCAUCAAAAAUCAAAUCAAAUUUCAGCUUAUCAUGUCACACUGUUGCGUGCAAUCAACGACGCUGAACUCGAAACCCUGCAGAAGAAAUGGACGGUUCAACCGGCCGUAAUUCACUCAAACCCCGAAUUGACGUACCAAUACGAGCGCAAGAAGGUCACGGUCCUGUUACGCGCAUGUCAACCGGAUUUGACAAAUCCCGAGUGCGAUUCGGAAUGGAGCCAAGAUGUAUUGGAUAACAGCACCAUGCAGAAGGUUGUGGUAAGGAAAUUUUGUUUUGUUGGUCUAAUAUUUGACUGGAAUGAUAUAAUCUGGUUGCUAUGUUUAUUUCUGGCAAUACGGGAACAAAUGUGAACAGAAAAAAUUGAAAAAUUUGAAUUUCCCGCCAAUUUUGGCAUUCUGUUGUAGACUUUCAAAUUGAAUUGGUAUGACGAAAAUUAUGACACACAAGGUUUUUUUUAGCUUUUAGACCUUUUUCAAGAACGGUUGGAAAAUUUGAAUUUCCCGCCAUUUUUACCAUUACAGAAAAUUUGAAUUUCCCGCCAUUUUUGGCAUUUUGUUGUGGGCUUUCAAAAUCUAAUUUUUUGAAUUGUUAUGACGGCAAUGGACGACACAUAAGGGCUUUCUAGGCCAUUUUUAAAAAAGUUAGCUAGAAAAAAUUGAAUUUCCCGCCAAUUUUGGCAUUCCGUUGUAGGCUUUCAAAAUUGGAUUGCUAAAAUAUUUUAUGACUAAAAUACGCUACACAUGGUUUAACUAGCGGUUUAAGGCGUAUUCAACAACAACCGGUGGGAAAAUUUUUGAUUUUCCGCCAAUUUUGGCAUUCCGUUGCAAGCUUUCAAAAUGAGAUUUUUUGAAUAGUUUAUGACAAAAAUAGACAACGCAUAAGGUUUUGUUGGCUUUCUAGUCCGUUUACAUCGAUAAGCGGUUAGAAUUUGACCGAUUUUUUGUUCGAAGUUUGAUUUUUUACAAUGUUUUGAGGGUUUUUCUAAGUUUUCAAGGUCUUUGGUAAUUACUAAUUUUUUGACUAUUUCAGAAAACGCUGUGCGCAGAAGGCCCGAUUAGCAAGGAAAUAAACUAUACUACUACCGCUGCAUAUUGUUGUCUUGCACAUGAUUACUAUCACAUUGCCCCUGUGGUCUACAGCUGGGGAUAUUCAGCGAGUUGCUGGGAUUUAAACUAUCGAAAAGAUCGCUCUUGCAAAAUUGUGUAAGUUUUUUGGUGGAAUUUUUUUAGAAACUUGAGACAGAAUCGAUAAUUUAUACAUUGGGGACAUUUUAUACGAUGAAAUAUGUGUGAAACAGGCUAGGUUUGUUUCAUCGUAUAACCUGUCUACGUCUUUCGGGUUUUUUGUUUUAGUAAUGUCUGUAGUUUGUCUACAAAGAAUUUUAGAGCAAAUUAAUAUUUUGGGGAGAUUUUAUACGAUGAAUUAUAUCUAUAAAUGAUUCAGAACAUGUUUCAUCGUAUAAAAUGUCUAAUUUUUGGGUUUUUUGGUUUAAUGUUGUCUAUAUUUUGCCCACAAACCGUUUUAGAGGGAGCCUAUGUUUUGAGGGUAUCUUAUACGAUGAAAUAUGUCUGAAACCGAUUCAGGCAUAUUUAAUCGUAUAAAACGUCCGAUCUUUGAGUUUUUUGCUUAAUGGUGUUAAUGGUUUGUCUAUAGGCAAUUGUGGACCAAAUUCAUAUUCUAAAAACAUUUUAUACGAUGAAAUAUAUCUUAAGACAUGUUUCAUCGUAUAAAAUGUCAAUGUCAGGAAAGCUCAUAUAGAUUAUUUUUAUACGAUUAAACAUGUCUGAAAAUUGUUUCUUCACAAAUUUUGAACAUUGAAUUGGAUUCGGCCAUGUUUCAUCGUAUAAAAUGCAUCCUAGACUUAAGCUUGGCGUAUUGAUGUACAAGAGAUAAUAUAAAUUUUUUUUCAGAGAUGGCAUGUGCGAGUGCUGCUGCUUCGCCUCCCCACUUAACGCGAGGGCUGCUACUUCGGUUCCCUGUAACCUAGAAUUUGAGGGACUGUAUAACAAUUGCAAAAGGGAACUCAAAUUUGGCCGUCUUAACUUUAGCGAGCCCAAUGUUAUGGUGAGUUGAGGGGAAAAAGGAGGGAAAAUGGUUUGAAAACUUGAUUUAUUUGAUAACAAAAGUAAUGAAAAAUGUUUUCAGAAAAUUCCGAAGGAAAUCCCCUCGGGCAAAGAGAUCAUUUUGCCCAUGGAAGACUUGAAAGACACCAGUUAUCGGUACGACAAUUUAAUGGAGUUUUUUCAAAUAGAUUUGAAAAAUUUGACGCUUCAGCAGAGUGGUAAGUGGAUUUUAGAGAAGUUACAGUGUUGUAGAUUGAUUUUUGAGAGGGAAGAAUAUUUUUGUUUGGUCGAAAUUUUUAGUCAUCAAAUCGAAAUUUUUGAAAAAAAAAAAUAUUUUUUUGCGGUUAAAACCAAAUUUUUUUUGUUGUAAGUGUCACAACAAUUAAUCUCGCUUGCAGUCUUUUGUCUCACCACGAAAAUGAAAAGGGGUUUGGCAUUCUGCAAAAUAAAAGAAUUUCCAAAGAAUAUUUUUUUUAUAAAAACGAUUUUCUCGCCUUCCAAGUCCCGUUUCCUAGCCAAAAGUUCCUUUAGACGUCGGCAAGUUGCCAAAUGACAUGGGUAUGAACCAUCAAAGUCUAAAUUAUUACAUAAAGACACUAUAAUUGAUAAAAUAUAUAAAUCUUCAUGACUUUUUUAUAUUUAUUUUUCCCAUUUGCAGAAUGCCAAAAAGUGCCAAAAAGCCGGGAACUGGUUUUUGUUAUGGGGAAAGAUUGAUGUAUAACUCCUCAGCCGAGUAGUAAAUGUGCCGCGAUUUUUUGCAUACUGUUUGAUAAGAAUGUGUCAAUGUUGACUUCCAAGUUUCAUGCGAUUUUUCGUUAUUAUAAGUCGGUUAGACCACGGGAAAGAUUGCAAUUUUUGAAUACUUAAGGUGGCUAUAUCUUGCAAACGGUAAAAACUGCAAAAAUUAUUUUAGGUGGUGCAGAUAGAGUUCUAUCCCCUCCUUCUUAUUUACUAUUCACCCAAUCACCCGAUGUCCUCAAAAGUGAGAGGCGAUAAUAUUUGUUGGACCAUGUUUUUGUAACGAAGUGUUCAAAAAUUUCAAUCAAUAAUUGAGAAGAUUAGCUAAAAAAGCGCUUUUCAAUUGGGAUUAAUUGUUGUGUGUAGUUUUUGAUGGAAAAAGGUGGUUUUCUGACGAAAUUUUUAGUCAUCAAAUCGAGACUUUUGAAAGGAAUAACAUUUUUUUGAGAAAAAAAAACAUUUUCUUUUUAUUUUUUUUAUUAUUUUUUUUCAAAUUUCAGGUGUAGUCAACCCGAUUGGCCAUCGCUACUCAGCCAAGGACACAGAAACCUCGAAACUUGCGGUCCACAGCAGUAAAAACAGAGUGUAUUGCGCAGUGGAGAACUGGAAUGUGAAGGAUUUGGCGAUGGGCUGCAAAUGUUUCCGGACCCGAGAAACCCUCGUAAAUUGCUGCUGUCAGCGAAAUGCUGGGACCACGACUCUCCGUGCCUAUUCGAUGGCCUUGCUCUACAAACAGAGAAAUUGGAAUUACACGGCUUUGGCGCAUACCUUACGGUAUAGAGAAGAGUUUCUUGUGAACAGAACUGCGAUUUUGAGACCUGAAUAA
Bursaphelenchus xylophilus (pine wood nematode) is the source of this 8798-nucleotide messenger RNA. The record is from the annotation of a GenBank genome assembly. Lineage: Eukaryota; Metazoa; Nematoda; Chromadorea; Rhabditida; Aphelenchoididae.